Rotaria socialis is the source of this 378-nucleotide messenger RNA. The record is from the annotation of a GenBank genome assembly. NCBI's taxonomy places the organism in Eukaryota, Metazoa, Rotifera, Eurotatoria, Philodinida, Philodinidae.
AUGUCAACUUCUGGCGAAAUAAUAUUUGAUCGUUCAUCAGAUACACACGAUGAAAUAUGGGAUGAUACAGAAUUAAUUCGUGCUUAUGAUCGAGCUCAUCGACAAAUUCAAAAUCGUCUUCGUAAUGAUUCUAAGGCAAAAAAGGAUUUAUCGAUAAAUAAAAAUGACAACAAUUCUCGAACAAAUAACAAAACUAGAACCAAAAACGAAACCGUAACACAGUCAGCGUCAAUGAAUUUUCCAGUACCAAUGCCUGUAAAUAUGUUAACUCCACCAAAAACUGAAGACGAUGCUUUUCAUUCUAUGCUAAUGGCCUGGUACACAGCUGGUUAUCAUGCUGGUCAAUUAGCUGCUAAGAAUUGGAAGCCGACCACUUGA